UCCCAUGGGGAAUCGCGCUGCGACUACCAUCCAUCAGAGGAGAGCCCCAGCUAGUACCUCCUUUUGUUCCCGGCCUAUCUGAGCGGUUCACCCCCCCUACUUCAUCCCCGUCGCUGUGACGGACAGGGCAUAACAAGUCCAUCGCGGCAUGUCCAACAGCAAUCCCUGCCAGGUGGAGCUUGGGAUGCUUCUUGUAUCGUAAACGGCGAUUGUGCUUCAAAUCAUUGGAACCCAGCGACAGGCGGAAGAACGCAACACUGGCUGGACUUUCGAAGCAAUCUCUGUUCAUUCAUCACCCGCCAAGCUUUCGACCAACAGCCAAACAUGGCGACCUACGGCUACGGGUCUGGCUACUCGGACCGGCACCACGUGCCCACCGUGCAGGAGUACCGCGAUGUAGAGGUAGCACGCGAGCGCGCAGCGACCAAGACCAACUCGUUCGCCAACCUGCCUAAAACCGCAGCAGACGAGCAAGCAGUGCCCGCUAGUCAUCACAGCCAGCACGGCCAGCCUGCACCGCCGCUCACGACGCACUCGGAUGUCACCAAAGGCGAUGAUGGGCUCAGGCAGAGGCACUCGCGCGCCAAAGGGGACGAAGAGGGCGACAACAAGACCGAUGAUGAUGACAGCGCUACGAUGACCGAUCUGGACAAUCUGGACAAGAUCCCCCGCGAAGACGAACCAAACGGUGCCGAUGGCGGACAAAAGGAAAAGGACCGCCUCAAGGCGGCUGCAGGUCCCAAGGACAAGCCCGCACAUUUCAAGGCCAAGGGGACCAGGAAAGUCCGCGAUCCAACAACGGGGGGCGAGGUGAUCAUCCGCGAUGCAGGCAAACACACCAAGAUUGACCCGAAGAAGCUCGACUCGCAUUACCCGGGCGGUUUCUCCACGAACUUUGUCGAUCCACAGAGCGACUGGCAGUCGAGCAAGUUCACUGCGCCGAACCCGACACAGCCGAGCAAUGUGCUGCUGUACCCGUUCCCGCCAGCGGUCGAGUCGACGGGGCUGAAGCAGCUGCGCAGGACGUUCGACAGCCUCGCUCUCGCGCUCGCCACCAGCCUGCUGUUCACAUGGCUUCUCGUCGCGUUUGGCGCAGGCUGGGUGCACUUCUUUCUGCGCACGGCCGUGCUCACCACCAUCUGUGUCGGCGGCUGCAGCGCUCUCGGAGUCGCGGGCCGCCGCGUCGAGAAGGACAUCGAGGACGUGCGGAUGCACAUGCACCGCGCGCGAGGCGAGGCAUUCAGCCCGCCGAUGCCCGAGAGCGUCGAAUGGCUCAACGCGGCCAUCGCGACGUUCUGGAAGCAGAUCGACCCCGCCACGUUCGUUCCCAUCGCCGAUCAGGUGGAGGACGUGAUGCAGCAGAGCCUCCCCGGCUUUAUCGACGCCGUCAAAGUCGACGACCUCGGCAUCGGCACAAACGCGUUCCGCUUCAUCGCCAUCCGCGGCCUCAGCGACCUCAUGACCGACAAAGAGUAUCCGCGCGAAGAAUGGAUCACACAGAGUAAAAGGGGGCAGGAAGACGGCAUCUGCAGCAGCGGCAGCAAUGGCCAUACUGAAGAGCAAGACACCACUCCCGGCGACCUCGUCGAUGUAGAUAAAGACGGCGUCGCCGAUGCCGACGAGUCAGGCGACUUCCUCAACUACGAAAUCAGCUUUAGCUACAGCGCCCGUCCCGGCGCGUCCCGCUCCGACAACAUCCAUCUCAUGAUCGAGUUUUACCUCGGCGCCUAUGACCUGUUCCAAAUCCCGUUUCCGGUCUGGGUGCAGAUCGAGCACAUCUCCGGCACGGUGCGCCUGCGCUGCCAGGUCAUCUCUGAGGCGCCGUACAUCCGCAACCUGACGUUCAGCCUGAUGGGCGUGCCACGCGUUGAGGUGUCGGUUGUGCCGAUGCUCAAGGCGCUGCCGAACGUGCUGGACCUGCCGCUGAUCAGCGGCUUUGUGCAAAGCUCGAUCGCCGCGGCGGCCAACGAGUAUGUCGCGCCGAAGAGCAUGACACUCAACAUGGCGCAGAUGCUCGCGGGCGGCGGCGUCAAGAAGGACACGGACGCCAUCGGCGUGAUUGCUGUGCAGAUAUCGCAUGCCGAGAACCUCAGCGCGCAGGACGCAAACGGAAAAUCGGACCCGUAUAUAAUCGCCUCGCUCGCCAAGUUUGGCAGGCCGCUCUACUCGUCGCGAAUCAUCUUCGAGGACCUGAACCCGGUGUGGAACGAGACAUGCUUUGUGCUCAUCACCAAAGACGACAUCAAGGCCGACGAAAAGCUCUCGCUGCAACUUUGGGACUCAGACAAGCGCACCGCCGACGACAUCAUCGGCCGCGUCUCCAAGGACGUCGCCGAGCUCGUCAAGAACCCCAACAAGUUCCAAGAAUGCAAGGACAAGCUGAUGGGUUUCGAAGACGCCGACUCGAUGCAGGGCUGUCUGCACUACAAGGUUGGCUUCUUCGAGAAGGCAUCUUUCAACAAGGCCCUGAUGGAAUCGGGCAAGAAGGAGGACAUGGAGAAGGUCAAGGCUGGCGCGGCCGAUUCACAAGUGGAUAUUGACGCGCUGCAUUGCCCACCCGACCCACAGUGGCCAUGCGGCAUCCUCAGCGUGCUUGUUGAACAUAUCGACGGACUCGAGAACCGCGACGUCGAGAAGGGAUACAUGGGCAAGGCCAGGGAGGGCACUGCCGGCCAGGACAUCGAUAAUGAGGAAGGCCAGAAGAAGCUGCCGUGCUCGUACUGCGAAAUCAUCCUCAACGAUGACAUCGUCUACAAGACUAGGGUCAAGCAGUACACGAAUGCACCCUUCUUCAACGCUGGUCGUGAAAUUUUUGUGCGCGACUGGACCGAGACGCGCGUGGCGAUUUGUGUCCGCGAUGCGCGCCUGCGCGAACACGACCCUAUCAUGGGCAUCGUCGCGAUCCCCCUCAAGGAACUGUUCAAGGAUUCAAGCCAACUCUCGCGCAGCUUUAGUCUCUCGGACGGUGUCGCAUUCGGCAAGAUCCAUCUCUCGUUCGUUUUCCGUAGCGUGCAGAUGAAGCUUCCUAGGGCGCUACUCGGCAGCGACACGGCAACCGUCGAGCUGCUCUCGCCCAUCACUAUCAAGCCUGCCUCGCCCGAGUGGGAGUCCAAGCUGGCUGGAAAGAAGAUCGUCGUGUCCACCGGCGACACCACGCAGAAGAUUGACACGAAGAACCAGGAUGUGGAUGCGGUAAUUCGCCUACCGGUCUACGACCGCUUCUCCUCUUCCCUCGCGUUCGACAUUGGCCCAAGCGCGUCCUUCGGCCCGCUCGGCGGCAAGCCUGAUGCUAUUGCUGCCCAGUGGCUCUGCGACAUUGUCGAUAACGAGCAGACCGAUCUCGAGAUCCCCAUCCUUGUCGGCCCCAACUUAGGUACGCUCAAGCGCAACUACAUCAGCGAAGAGACACACAAGAACCACAAGUACGAAAUCGUUGGCAAGCUGUGUGUGCGCAUCAUGGUCGAUCCUGGCCUCGAUCUCGACCACGAGAAGCUCGCCGUCGGCCAGACGGAUCGUCACGAAUUUGAGGUUUUCAAUCGCCUUGAGGGGAUGCCGAAGCGUGCAGAGAUCAACUCGCAUGCGAACCACGAUGGCGUCAUCGACCGAAACGAAAAGAAGGAGGUCAACAAGGCCAAGUCAGAAGCGCUGCACGCCCGCCACCGCGGCUCGUACGGCUACCAAGUUGUGCGCACGUCGGUCUGGGCGAAAGAUGGCCUCAAGACACGCGCGCGUAACCUCUCGCUCAAACUCAAGGGCAAGAAGGACCGCGAUCAGACGGUGGCUAGCGAGACAUAGCUGUGCUUCUGACGGAGCAUGCACAGCCUCACAUGGCGCUUUCAGGCUCAGUUCCGACUCCAAUUUGAAUCAUUCAAGCCGCAUUUCGCAUGUGUGUCCAUUCAACCUGCAUUAUCGCAAUUGUCUUGCCACCACCCUCAUUAUCGCAUUG
This is a messenger RNA of Tilletiaria anomala UBC 951, 3946 nucleotides long. RefSeq lists its product as uncharacterized. The coding region runs from base 325 to 3795 and encodes 1156 amino acids. The transcript is spliced from 5 exons. Lineage: Eukaryota; Fungi; Basidiomycota; Exobasidiomycetes; Georgefischeriales; Tilletiariaceae. The record is from RefSeq and is a predicted model, not a curated record. Gene Ontology annotation, molecular function: lipid binding.